Messenger RNA from Symphalangus syndactylus (siamang), 2017 nucleotides. It is a transcript of the gene DNASE2, whose product is annotated as deoxyribonuclease 2, lysosomal. The record is from RefSeq and is a predicted model, not a curated record. Gene Ontology annotation, molecular function: deoxyribonuclease II activity. NCBI's taxonomy places the organism in Eukaryota, Metazoa, Chordata, Mammalia, Primates, Hylobatidae. Gene Ontology annotation, biological process: apoptotic DNA fragmentation.
GGGGGAGGAGUCUCUACCCUCGUGAUGUCCCCGCCCAGGUUCCCAGGCAAGUUUAGGGAAGUGAAAGGCGCCAGGUGCCAGUCCUGGCCUCUGUUGUAACCCAGCGCCCCGCAGUCCCGACACAGAUUCCUGGAUCUCAGCCCUAUAGCAGCGAUGAUCCCGCUGCUGCUGACAGCGCUGCUGUGGGUCCCCGCCGGGGCCCUGACCUGCUACGGGGACUCCGGGCAGCCUGUAGACUGGUUCGUGGUCUACAAGCUGCCAGCUCUUAGAGGGUCCGGGGAGGCGGCGCAGAGAGGGCUGCAGUACAAGUAUCUGGACGAGAGCUCCGGAGGCUGGCGGGACGGCAGGCGACUCAUCAACAGCCCGGAGGGGGCCGUGGGCCGGAGCCUGCAGCCGCUGUACCGGAGCAACACCAGCCAGCUCGCCUUCCUGCUCUACAAUGACCAACCGCCUCAACCCAGCAAGGUUCAGGACUCUUCCAUGCAUGGGCACACGAAGGGUGUCCUGCUCUUCGACCACGAUGGGGGCUUCUGGCUGAUCCACAGUGUACCUAACUUCCCUCCACCGGCCUCCUCUGCUGCAUACAGCUGGCCUCAUAGCGCCUGUACCUACGGGCAGACCCUGCUCUGUGUGUCUUUUCCCUUCGCUCAAUUCUCGAAGAUUGGCAAGCAGCUGACCUACACCUACCCCCAGGUCUAUAACUACCAGCUGGAAGGGAUCUUUGCCCAGGAAUUCCCCAACUUGGAGAAUGUGGUCAAGGGCCACCACGUUAGCCACGAACCCUGGAACAGCAGCAUCACACUCACAUCCCAGGCCGGGGCUGUUUUCCAGAGCUUUGCCAAGUUCAGCAAAUUUGGAGAUGACCUGUACUCCGGCUGGUUGGCGGCAGCCCUUGGUACCAACCUGCAGGUCCAGUUCUGGCACAAAACUAUAGGCAUCCUGCCCUCUAACUGCUCGGAUAUCUGGCAGGUUCUGAAUGUGAACCAGAUAGCUUUCCCUGGACCAGCCGGCCCAAGCUUCAACAGCACAGAGGACCACUCCAAAUGGUGCGUGUCCCCAAAAGGGCCCUGGACCUGCGUGGGUGACAUGAAUCGGAACCAGGGAGAGGAGCAACGGGGUGGGGGCACACUGUGUGCCCAGCUACCAGCCCUCUGGAAGGCCUUCCAACCACUGGUGAAGAACUACCAGCCCUGUAAUGGCAUGGCCAGGAAGCCCAGCAGAGCUUAUAAGAGCUAACCCUUAUGGCCAGGUGCAGUGGCUCACGUAUGUAAUGCCAGCGCUUUGGAAAGCCAAGGAGGGAGGAUCACUUGAACUCAGGAAUUCGAGACCAGCCUGGGCUACAUAGUAAGACCACAUCUCUACUAGAACUUAAAAAAAGUUAGCUGGGCGUGGUGAUAAAUGCCUGUAGUCCCAGCCACUGAAGCCAGAGGAUCGAUUGAACCAGGGAGAUCAUGGUCACAGUGAACAAUGAUUACACCAACCUGGGUCACAUAGCAAGACUGUUUCAAAAAAAAAAAAGGCGGGGGGGUGGUGGGCGGGCACAGUGGCUCACAUCUGUAACCCCAGCACUUUGGGAGGCUGAGAUGGGCGGAUCACUUGAGGUCAGGAGUUUGAGACCAGCCUGGCCAACAUGGUAAAAACCCAUAUCCAUUAAAAAUAUUUAAAAAUUAGCCAGGCAUGGUGGCAUGCGUCUGUGGUCCCAGCUACUUGGGAGGCUGAGGCAGCAGAAUCGCUUGAACUCGGGAGGCAGAGGUUGUUGUGAGCUGAGAUAACGCCACGGCACUUCAGCCUGGGUGACAGAAUGAGACUCCGUAUCAAAAAAAAAAAAAGAAAAAAGAAAACCUAAGGGCUCAGGAACCAGUUUGGACUUGAUUUUGAAUCCCAGUUCAUCCCCUUCCUAGCUGUAUGACCUUGAUUGUGUGCCUACCGGUCUGUGACACAGUCUACCUGUCUGCAAAAUGGGAAACAAUACCUGCCAUCAGGAUUGUUGAGGAGUAAAUAAAUGGAAAUUGGUGGA